CCCAGGAAGUAGAGCAAGGCAAAACAGAAGCAGCAUAGGGAGCAUCCAUGCAUAGGAGUUACAGCUGAGUUUCCAGAGGCAGCAAGAAACUGUGCUCUCCUGCCGAGAACACACGGUCUCUGUUUUCUUUCAGUUAGGCGUACGAGCUGUUUUCCUGUGCAUUUGAUAACAUGUUUUCCACAAGCGGGAGUCGAACGGCGUCCUCCUCGCAGUGUUUUGCUAUCGCUGUGCUGUUUGUUAGCAUCGUUAGCCUGGGGGACUGUCAAAUAACUCCAUCACCACCACCACCAACCCCUUGCUCCGCCCACAAGAACUGUGACACUUGUGCUCCAAAUGCCAAGUGUCUGUGGUGCUUCUCGACCAACAACUGCACAGACUAUCCAGUGAGCUGGCUGCUUCCCCCCGCUUCACUCUGCCCAUUGUCCCAGGCCCGUUGGGGAGUGUGUUGGUUGAACUUUGAAGCCUUCAUCAUUACCUUGGGUGUGAUCGGCGGAGUCAUCCUGAUCAGCAUUGUCAUAUGUUGCUGCUGCUGCUGCUGCUGCAAGAAGAGGCACCCAGUGCGUGACAGAGAUGACGAGAGAUAUGCCAGGAGGAGAGAGGAGAUCAAACAACGCUCUGAAGAGCGGAGGGACGAGAGGAUGGCACGGCACGAUGAGAUCCGCAAGAAGUAUGGUCUGAUGGGCGACUCGGACCACCCGUACAGCAAGUUUGAGAACGAGUAGAACAGCCGGAGAAGUUUCCAUAUGCAAGCAGCGUCUGCAGCCUAGAGUGAUGCUCCACUUUUUUUUUUCCACACAUGAUCCACAAAAAAAACAAAAAAAACACCACAAACACUGCAGAGUGCUGCACACCAUGAUUCACUUCCUACACAAAUCAACAUUUUACAUUAUGACUCUGAUGGACAAAGAUUUUAUUUCACUUUGUGAUGCUUGGUAAUGAUAAUUGUGUUGCGCUUUGGGUGGAUCUUGAAGAUUGUUCUUAAAUUGUCUGCAAAUGUUUUUUUUGUGUGUCAUGAGAUUCCAUUUCACUCGUUUUAGUAUAAUUUCAAACCACUCUUUUCACUUAAUUCAUACAGUAUUAUUGUUUUUUUUUUUUAAAUCCACACCAAUGAUUGUUUUUCCUAAAUGUGUUUUGACACAUUAAAUAAAAAAGAACCCUCUUUUAACAUUGAGGUUUUGUUCA
Solea solea (common sole) is the source of this 1182-nucleotide messenger RNA. Its product is annotated as pituitary tumor-transforming gene 1 protein-interacting protein. NCBI's taxonomy places the organism in Eukaryota, Metazoa, Chordata, Actinopteri, Pleuronectiformes, Soleidae. Gene Ontology annotation, cellular component: cytoplasm; nucleus. Gene Ontology annotation, biological process: protein import into nucleus. The transcript is spliced from 7 exons. Bases 171 to 722 code for a protein of 183 amino acids. The record is from RefSeq and is a predicted model, not a curated record.